CGCCGGUGACCGCCGGUGGCGUUUAGUUCGACAGUAUUCACCAGUCGGGGGUGAUUGGUCCGCUACCGGAUUGGACAGUUGCUUUCAAGCAGCUUAAAAGUGGUGAGAUGCUGAAAGGUUUAAGUUGUUUAGUGGUUGUUUGUGCCUGUUUGAUUGAAGACAACGUUGAAGCAGAACAAAAUGCCCUACAAAGUAUAGCGUUGGCGGUAGCAAAAGGCAAGGAACUUCUCGAUCGUGGUAUCAAAAUUCAAUCGGAACGACAGGACAGCGUUGAUUUCUUCGGAACGAAAGUGGACACAAGCUUUGCGACCAAGCAAGGCUUUGGUGAUGCUGUUCAGGAGGGAUCAACCGACAGCUUCGAGGACGACUUGGUGCGAAAGAAAAGAACGAUCGAUGUGUUGGACUACUUGCGAUCGCAGGGACUGUUCACGAACUCCGCGUCGGGAACAAACGUAAACAUCGUGAAGAUCAACUCGGUAUCGAACGUGAACAACUAUGGGCCGACACCGGCAGAGGCUACAACCGCGGCAAGCCGUAGGAGACGAUCGCUGAAGUACGUGGCGGCUGAUGAGACGGUUUCGAUUAUGACCAGCGACGAUGAGAUGAAACGGGACGGAUCGUUCAAAGGUCGUACCGCGGGUGAGGUUCACGAGGCUCACAUGAAGAAGCUGAUGGUGGGUUUUGGUAAAGGGGACUUGAAGAAGUCAGCAAACAAGCGAAUGGUUCCGGUGCUGUACAAGUCAUGGGACGAGAAGGUGUCCGGUUACUUGAGUGAAAGCCGAAUGAAGCCAAAUGGAUCGCUGAAGACGCACACAAUAUCACAAUCGGAUGACACGAGCAAUAGAGGUGUUGUCGUUGGAGCAAAGUCCGCUGACGAGUUGGAUGACGAGGUGCCGAUGCGGUACGAAAGAUCGCUUGAAGAGGUCCGUGCAAAGCGAUCUCCACAGGAGAUUGACGAGGAUGUCACAACUGAGAAGCCACGAUGUGGCGGUAAAGGUAAGGGAGGUCCUGGAGGAGGAGGUGGCCGCGGCGGAAGACGCGGUGGAGGUCGCGGUCGAGGUCCUCCUCCACCACCACCGGAAGAUGAUGACGAAACCGAUACGGACGAAGAGCGAAUGAAGCGGGAGAUAAAGCAGAGUUCACAAAAUGAUAUCCAAGAUCGUAGUGGAUCAACAAACAGUGUCAGAUCUACCUCGGUUUCCCCCUUGCAAUCUGACUCACAACUCACGACGGAAUCUGACUCUGAGUCUGGAUCAGAUUCGGAUUCGGAAGAUUCGGAUUCCGGAUCGGACUCAAGUUCCGACUCCGACUACGACUCUGAAUCGGACUCCAGCAGUUCUGAAACCCAAGACACGGAACUAAACAGUGCUAGCGAGGUCUCGUACGGGACUUCAACUCCGAGAUCCAUCAGAAGAAAACGAUCUCCUUGUGGGGGCCGCAGACAGCAGCAGGUGACCACUACGGUGGCACCGGCGAUGAUGCGCAGAGCGAAGCGGGAUGCAACCAUUGGUCCCGAUGUCGAGGAACUGGACGAGGAGCAGCAGAAGGUUCACUCGUGGUUCAGCACGGUGGUGGAAACGAUCGUCGAAUCGGCGAAGCGAGUUUCGGCUGCCGUUAGGAGGGUUUUCGGAAGAGGGGAGCAAGGUGGAGAUCCGGACGUGGAGAGUUACAACGAAUCGGCUAAUCCGAAUGCGGAGACUAUGGCGUAAGGGAGAUGUGGGAUUGCUGAAACUUUUUUCGUUUGCAAUGUU
Molecule: messenger RNA, 1751 nt
Organism: Culex pipiens pallens (northern house mosquito)
Lineage: Eukaryota; Metazoa; Arthropoda; Insecta; Diptera; Culicidae
Product: serine-aspartate repeat-containing protein D-like
Exons: 3
Coding region: 108-1709 (533 amino acids)
Source: RefSeq, a predicted model, not a curated record